AUUAUUGAAAUUGAAAUCCCGCUAAGAUGGUGCUCGGUUUUUUCAUCGGUAUAUUCACAAUAGUAUCCGACAUGUUUUUUCGUUUUCCGACCUUUUUUACUACGACACAAAAUCGAAAAGGUGGAAAAAUGUUCCCAUACCUCAUAGAAGAAAGAGAAUGUAAAAAAUUACCAAAAAGUGAAUCUUCGCCAAGUAGAAGAUGUUCGGUCGAUAGAGGGGUAACAGCCGAUAAUUCUUCCGGUAUACACAACUUUUCACCGAGGGUCCAAAAUUCGACGUCUCCGUAUUCUAGUCCGCCCAAAUCUCCCAAUACGAGAAAAGGACACAAAGCGAAAAGAGAUUCUUUGAUAUGUUAUAAAUCCGAAGCUGCCAAAAAGGUAGAGCUAAUAGCGAAAAACCGAGACGAAAGGAGACAAAGACAAGCCGACGAAAGAGCUCAAAGAGACCAGAUUCACAAUAUGGGUCAAAACAAUCCGUUUUUCGAAUUACAUCAGAUGAUACAAGAAUAUAGAGCAACUCACGAAUUUCGACCUCUAACCGAAAACGAGCCUAUAAUCGAAAAUCAAAUAACCGUUUGCGUGAGAACCAGACCGUUAAACGAAAAGGAAAUAGCGAGGAGAGAAGUUGACGUAAUUUCUGUACCGACGAAAAAUCAACUGAUAGUUCACGAACCUAAACAGAAAGUAGAUUUGACUAAGUACGUCGAAAAUCAACAUUUCCGAUUCGAUUAUGUGUUCAACGAAACUUGUACCAACAGCAUGGUGUACAAAUUCACAGCGAUGCCGUUGAUAAAAACCAUAUUCGAAGGGGGUUUCGCCACUUGUUUCGCGUACGGCCAAACCGGAUCCGGCAAAACUCACACCAUGGGCGGAGAAUUUAACGGGAGAAUGCAGAAUUUCAAAAACGGCAUAUACGGUUUGGUGGCGCAAGACGUUUUCAAUUAUCUGAACAAACCGAAAUACGCGAAAAUGAAUUUGACGGUGUCGGCGAGUUUUUUUGAAAUCUACGGCAAAUUGGUGUUUGAUUUGUUGACGAAAAAAAGUAGAUUGCGCGUAUUAGAAGACGGUAAACAGCAAGUUCAAAUAGUCGGUUUAACAGAAAAAGUUGUUUCCAAAGUGGAUCACGUUCUGGAUUUGAUACAGAGAGGUAGUUUGGCGAGGACGUCUGGUCAGACGUCAGCCAACAGCAACUCGUCGCGAUCUCACGCGGUAUUUCAAAUUAUUUUAAGAAGAAACAAUUCGAAGCACGUCGCCGGAAAAUUUUCUCUAAUCGAUCUAGCCGGUAACGAACGCGGGGCAGAUCACAAUAAAUCGAACCGACAAACGCAGAUUGAAGGUGCCGAUAUCAAUAGAAGCCUAUUGGCGUUGAAAGAAUGUAUCCGGGCGUUGGGUCGGAAAGGAGCUCACCUCCCUUUCAGAGGCAGUAAAUUGACGCAAGUUUUAAGGGAUUCUUUCAUCGGGGAAAACUCCAAGACUUGUAUGAUCGCUUUGAUAUCGCCGGGAAACUAUUCGGUCGAUCAUACUCUGAAUACGUUGAGAUAUGCGGAUAGGGUAAAAGAAUUGAUAGCUACCGAUAAUGGAAUGAUGGACGACGGUUUGAUACUUUCGAUUCCACCGGCGGAAGACGACGACGACGAAUCUGAAGCUAUAGAAGAGGAGUUGUUGAGGGCGGAAGAGAAACGCCUCCAUUUAUCUUCUUUGGAAUGGGAAUUGAGGGAGAGUCAACGACAAGCGAUACAAAGUUGCGUCGAUUUUCACGAUUUGGCGUGUAAUCUAUACAACUCCUUCGACCGACACAGUGGAAUCGAAUACGCGAGGCAAUGGAAGAAUCUAAUUAACGAAGCUAUCGACAAUUUGAAUGCGGCUUUAGUUAAAGCUAACGAAUUUUCCAGUGCGUUACAUCAAUAAAGGAAAACGCAAUUUUGUGAUUCGGCUUUUUUCGAAAUUAGUCCCUCAUUAAAAUUAUUAUAUUUUUUUAAAAGUUUGUUUUUUUCUUAUACUUCGUAAUAUACAUAAGAUUUUUUAAA
This is a messenger RNA of Diorhabda sublineata, 2026 nucleotides long. Its product is annotated as kinesin-like protein Klp10A. Gene Ontology annotation, molecular function: microtubule binding; ATP binding; microtubule motor activity. Lineage: Eukaryota; Metazoa; Arthropoda; Insecta; Coleoptera; Chrysomelidae. The record is from RefSeq and is a predicted model, not a curated record. The transcript is spliced from 9 exons. Gene Ontology annotation, biological process: microtubule-based movement. The coding region runs from base 27 to 1907 and encodes 626 amino acids.